AUGCGAGACAAGCAGGAUACAGGGAUACAUUUGCAAAAACAAAAGAGCGCAGUAGACCCACGUCAGCCUACUGUAAAUUUGGAACCGAACUUAGACAUUGAUGAAUUGGUAGAUCCCGAGGAAUUCUUUGUGGCAUUUGAAAGGGCCGAAAAUGCCAAAAGAGAAAUAGAGAAGCUGAUGGGUACUGCUCUGAUGGAUUUGGAUCAAAAUAUUCGGUCCAUGUCUGCAAGGCCUCGUCGUCCUGGAAUGUUGCGGAGAUCGGUUAAAUAUAAACAUCCUUAUUAUACUGCUUUCUCCCCUGUAGAAAGCUUUGAAGAGGAAAUUCGCAGUCCCCUUUGCCAUUCAAAAUCAGAAAAUUCUGACCAGAAUGUUGAAUUGCAAGAGACAGAAUUGAGUGUGGCCAAUGCAGAGAACAAGGUUAGUGAACUUCUGGACCACUUGCUUACCAGUAAUUGUGAUGGAGAUGACACAAUCAAUCUUCUCCAAGAGAGGUUGCAGAUUAAACCUAUUGAUCUGGAGAAUAUAUGCCUUCUCGAAUUGCAAGAUAUUCGAAAGGUAGAUUUGAAGUCUUCUAGAGAAAGCUUGGCCAAGCCUAAAAACUUGCUAUCAGACAUACAUAGUUUGAUGGAAGGGUUCAGUAAAAGGACACUAAAACAAAAACCAGUUAAUCAGUUAGUUCAUCCCACUCCAUCAUGAAGUCCAUUGGCAUACUCAGUCAUUUCAAGAAGCCCAAAUAAUAAGACAUGAACCCUAAAUCAGUCAUUUCAAAUUCUUUCGACAUACUUUUUGAAAUCUUCAAUCAUUGUUGGGUUGCUCCCUAAGA
This is a messenger RNA of Hibiscus syriacus, 823 nucleotides long. RefSeq names its product centromere protein C-like. NCBI's taxonomy places the organism in Eukaryota, Viridiplantae, Streptophyta, Magnoliopsida, Malvales, Malvaceae. Gene Ontology annotation, molecular function: centromeric DNA binding. Gene Ontology annotation, cellular component: kinetochore. Bases 1 to 696 code for a protein of 231 amino acids. The transcript has 5 exons. Gene Ontology annotation, biological process: spindle attachment to meiosis I kinetochore; kinetochore assembly; attachment of mitotic spindle microtubules to kinetochore. The record is from RefSeq and is a predicted model, not a curated record.